Messenger RNA from Prosopis cineraria, 526 nucleotides. Its product is annotated as NADPH-dependent aldehyde reductase-like protein, chloroplastic. The record is from RefSeq and is a predicted model, not a curated record. Lineage: Eukaryota; Viridiplantae; Streptophyta; Magnoliopsida; Fabales; Fabaceae.
CACGGCGUGUACGCGGCGUCAAAAGCGGCGGUGGAGACGAUGGUGAAGAUCUUAGCGAAAGAGCUGAAAGGGACGGGAAUCACGGCGAACUGUGUGGCGCCGGGGCCAAUCGCGACGGACAUGUAUUUUUCUGGAAGAGAAGAGCAAGUGAAGAAGGCUAUAGAAGAAUCUCCUCUGGGUAGGCUUGGUGAGACUAAUGAUGUGGCUCCUCUUGUGGGAUUCUUGGCCUCUGAUGCUGGUGAGUGGGUCAAUGGUCAGGUUGUUCGUGUUAAUGGUGGCUAUGUUUGACAGAGAGAGGGAGAAGACAUGGCCAUUGUUAUCGCUGAACCCUGGUCAAACGUAUAGAAAAGCCCAUCAUCAAUCCCCACCCAGGACAAGUAAAAAACCAGGCUCUUAAUGAAAAGUUUUUAUAUGGAUUCAAAUACCUAGUCAUUUAUGGUUUAUUGAAUAAAAUUGCACCAGUUUUUUGUGAAAGUGAAACACAUUACAUGUCACUCGUAUUCAUAGUAGCUAACCAAUUUAAGAA